Oncorhynchus mykiss (rainbow trout) is the source of this 2594-nucleotide messenger RNA. Lineage: Eukaryota; Metazoa; Chordata; Actinopteri; Salmoniformes; Salmonidae. The record is from RefSeq and is a predicted model, not a curated record.
UCCUUAAGUAUGGUAAAGGUUUUCCGUUGCAAAAGUUUUGCAACGGAAACCUCCUAAUGAAUACACGCCAGGUGAUGUCAUGUUUUGUGGAUCAUGUGAUUUGGCUGUGUGAAGAAUGGCUGACCAAGCGGUGACUACUGAGAGAGGUUUGUUUUUUGGCUGCAGACUGGCUCAGCGAAUACUGAUGUUUCUUGGUAUUCAUAGUCUUUUCUACAAUUUGUUGAGUGUCCUGGACAGAACGUUGAGGUCCUGGACUUCCACGGCAUGGAUCACCAGCUGGCUGCCCUCCUGGUGCCCCACCUCCCAGAACCAGCUCAAGACUGCAGAGGAGAAGAUGCUGCAAUGCAUCACAGGCAAGGUGUCCCAGCAGUAUGUCCCAAUCUCGGAUGGUAACAUGCUGUGGACCCUCACAUUGAAUGGAAACAUGAAGAACCAGACUCCCCUGGUGCUGCUGCAUGGCUUCGGUGGAGGGGUGGGCCUGUGGGCCCUCAACCUAGACGCCCUGGCCCAACAGAGGCCCGUCUAUGCCUUUGACCUGCUGGGCUUCGGCCAGAGCAGCAGGCCCUACUUCAGCUCCGACGCCAAGGAGGCUGAGGCCCAGUUUGUGGACUCCAUCGAGCAGUGGAGGGCUAAAGUCGGCCUGGAAGCCAUGGUCAUGCUGGGACAUAACUUUGGAGGUUAUUUGGCAGCUGCUUAUUCGCUCAAGUAUCCCACCAGGGUAAAGCACAUGGUGCUGGUUGAGCCGUGGGGCUUACCUGAGCGUCCAGACACAGAAGACCAGGACAGGCCCACCCCCGUGUGGAUCAAAGCCCUGGGAGCCAUGUUGAGCCCGUUCAACCCCCUGGCAGGGCUACGACUGGUGGGGCCACUGGGUCCCACACUUGUUUCAGCUCUAAGACCAGACUUCAAGAAGAAAUACUUGUCCAUGUUCAACGACGAUACGGUCACAGAGUAUAUCUAUCACCUGAAUGUCCAGACUCCCAGUGGUGAGACAGCCUUCAAGAACAUGACCAUCCCAUACGGGUGGGCCAAGAGGCCUAUGCUGCAGAGGAUUGGCCUGCUCCAUGCUGACAUCCCUAUUACGGUGAUAUAUGGGUCACGCUCCAGCAUCGACGGUAACUCGGGCAACGCUAUCAAAGAAAUGAGGCCAAACUCUCAUGUGGAGAUCAUAGCUAUCAGAGGAGCGGGCCACUACGUCUAUGCUGACCAGCCAGAGGACUUCAACCACAGAGUGCUUCAGGUCCUCAGUAGUAGACCUACCACCACCAGCACAGCAGACCUGCUAACUAGGGAAGGACCCCGUGUUGAAAAGAUGAUUCUCCUGGAUUGUUUGGUUUGACACUUUUUUAUUCAUUCUACUGACAAAAGAGAAUGGCUCAUAGUUGUUACUGCUUGUUGUGAUUUUGGUCAUUUUGUGAUGAGUGUGUCAGCUUUUAAUCUGCUGUUUUAAGAAAUGUGAUUCUCAGAACGAUACAGACUACAAUUUGACCACUUGUGGAUUAUUCUCAUUCUGUCAAAGAUCCUUUGUGAGAUUAUUUAGAAAUGUGUCAUUUGCGUCAUAACAGCUCAUGUAGAUAUGACCACGGACCAUAGAGUUUUCAUUUAAAAACACAUGAUUGUGGAACUUCUAGACCUCUGGUUUUGCUGAUGGGCUCCUGAGUGGCACAGUGGUCUAAGGCACUUCAUCUCAGUGCUUCAUCUCAGUUCCAGGCUGUAUCACAACCGGCCGUGAUUGGCAGUCCCGUAGGGAGGCGCACCAUUGGCCCAGCGUCGUUAGGGUUUGGCCGGGGUAGGCCGUCAUUGCAAAUAAGAAUUUCUUCUUAACUGACUUGCGUAGUUAAGGUUAAAUAAAUCCCAAAUAUAAAAAGAUGUCCCCAUGACAACCGAAGUGCCUUUUUAAUGACCUAGUAUGUGACCAGGGACUACAGUCAUUGCUGCUGCUUUUUGGUCUUGUCUUUUUAUGGGUCCUUUUGCAAGUGGUCGUUUUCACUUCAAGAUGUUCUAAUUAUGUUCUCAUUCAUAGUGUUUUGGCUCUUGUUGUGGUCUAGUGUUAAAAUAAUCCACGUAUUAAUAGCUAGCGUGUGCAGGUGAAGGAAAACGCAGCAUCAGAAUCUAGUAAUUGAAGAUAACUACUCCAUUCUUCUCAGCUGCCAUUGUGGGGAAAGAAGGUUCGGCCUCAAUAAAUCCCAUUCAUUCAUUGCAACAGUAUUUGAUAGUAUUAUUAGGCACCUGUCCAGGGUGUCUGGAAAAGCACAGUAUCUAGGUCUAAGAUCAGUUAGCAUAGCUAUAGCAGCCUGUCCUCUUAUUUCAUAUAGGUGGCAGCUAAUAUCUCUGUGUGUGAAGUUGCAGAUUGGGUGAGUUACUUAGACUUUUACAGCCACUUUACCCAGUGCACCGUUUACUAGAUGUGCUGAGCCCAAGGAUAAGGUUUGAUUAACUCCUGAACAUGUGGAUGCCUUUGUAUUGUUGUCCUGUAUAUCAUUGUAAGUCUCCAAUCACAAGUCAAUUACCGUGGGGAAGAACAAAUGGUGCUUCUCUAUUCAUGUAUUGUAAAAUACCUGUAAAUAAUAAAGAUUAUAUUAUGAUUUCCGUGG